AUGGUCUGCUCCUUAAACAAGAAACAAGAAACAGCUGCAGCUGCUCCUAACAUACCCGUACCUAGUUCAACACGAGCAGUCGUCCUGCAGGACUAUGUCUCAGCAGAAUAUGCGUUGGAUCUCUGGCCUUCUCCCGCAGGAACAAAGAAUUCCCGAUUCCCGAUCCAAUCCCAGAGGACUCGCUACUUCAAGUCGAACAAGAACGAGCAAGACGAUAUGUCUGCUCUUCUGCUUGGUACGCCAUUCCCAACUUAUGCAGCACUCGGUCGAGUUGCGCAGAUCGGAGGUGGAAAAGGGCGUGGACAUUACAAGAAGGACAAAGCGAGACCCAGAAAGGAGAUACCUGGCGUAAACAUCAGCGCAUAUCUUGGUGCACUUGGAAUCUCUGGAAGAACAGCAUAUUUUGCGUUGAUGGGAGUGUUGAAACCCGAGGAGAGUGAUACUCUCGCCUUGAGUGGUGCAACAGGCGUCAUCGGAAAUGUAGCCAUUCAGUAUGCUAAGAAAGUCCUCGGAUUGGCACGCGUUAUCGGAAUCGCUGGCACAGAUGAGAAGUGCACCUGGUUGAAGAGUAUCGGAGCGGACGAAGCGGUUAACUAUAAGAGUACAACAUUCGCUCAGGACCUGACCAAAGCGAUACCAUAUAAAAAGAAUUUGCCUAUAUCACAAGUCAUGUCGAAGGUCAACGAACCAGUAGUCAUGAAUAACUAUGCGCAGAUACUCCUGAACAGAUUGAUAUUGGAAGGUUUCACAGUUAAUGACUACCUUGACCUUAUGGGUGAGGUAGAACAGGCGCCUGGUGCGGUCCUCUGCUUGGGAAAACUCAUCUUGCAUGGAGCCGAGAUGGUAGUCGACAUACAAGGUCGUCUUGAAGAGAUCCCGCGUGUUUGGGGUGGACUUUUCGCGGGCGUAAACACUGGAAAGCUGGUUACGAAGGUGGCGGAUUAG
Fomitiporia mediterranea MF3/22 is the source of this 945-nucleotide messenger RNA. RefSeq names its product NAD-binding protein. Gene Ontology annotation, molecular function: oxidoreductase activity, acting on the CH-CH group of donors, NAD or NADP as acceptor. NCBI's taxonomy places the organism in Eukaryota, Fungi, Basidiomycota, Agaricomycetes, Hymenochaetales, Hymenochaetaceae. The record is from RefSeq and is a predicted model, not a curated record. Bases 1 to 945 code for a protein of 314 amino acids. The transcript has 7 exons.